Adineta ricciae is the source of this 528-nucleotide messenger RNA. Lineage: Eukaryota; Metazoa; Rotifera; Eurotatoria; Adinetida; Adinetidae. The record is from the annotation of a GenBank genome assembly.
AUGGAUAAAUCAGGCUACAUUUAUGUUUCUGAUUGGAAGAAAAACGAAGUGAAACGAUGGCAUCAAGAGGAGCCGGCUGGAGCGAUAGUUGCUGGUGGAAAUGGCGCUGGUGAUCGAUAUGAUCAACUCAAUUAUCCCACUUAUAUCUUCGUAGAUGAAGACUAUUCGAUCUACAUAUCGGAUGGUGAAAACCACCGUGUUAUGAAAUGGACGAAAGACGCCAAAGAAGGAAUUCUUGUUGCUGGCGGAAAUGGACGAGGUAAUAGUCUGAACCAGCUGAUUAAUCCUCGAGGAGUACUCGUCGAUGGUUUGGGUCAAAUCUAUAUCGCUGAUAUGCGUAACCAUCGAAUCGUUCUCUGGCAUGAAGGUGAUGCAGAAGGUUCGAUUAUUAUUGGUGUACACGGGCUGGGAAAUUCAUCGUAUCAGUUACAUCAUCCAACUGCUUUAGCAUUCGACAACGAAGAGAAUCUUUACGUUGCUGAUUGGGAAAAUCACCGAAUUCUGAAAUAUGAGCAAAAUUCGCAAUAA